AUGAUGGAAUCCACAAUUUUACUUGAUACCACGAUUCCGGAACCCCGCAAGGCUGCAGGAGUUUGUACUCAUCGGACCACCGAUGUAGUCAAUCCUCCCGACGCCUAUUUUCCUGACGUUGUCUCACAAUACCUUCUCAGGUACGAAUUCUAUUACGAUGUCAUCCUGGGUGGUCAAUAUACCUUUCGCAUCAUGGAACUUCACAAACAGUAUGGUCCUGUCGUCCGUAUCAACCCGCGCGAGCUGCACUUCUACCCGCCACACUUCUACGAGGAGAUCUACGCAGGUCCAACCCGCCGCCGUGACCGUUGGGAGUACUACACCAAAGGCUUUGGUAUGCCUGGAGCCGGGGCCAGUACCAACCCACACGACCUGCACAAAGCCCGACGGGCGGCGUUGAGUCCGUUCUUCAGCAUGCAAAGUGUGCGGAACUUGCAAGCUGUGAUCGAGGAGAAGGCCAACCUCUUGAUGAAAAGGUUCAAGACGUUCGGAGAGUCAGCGCCGGGCGACACGAAGCCGGUCAACCUGGAAAUCGCUUUCGCCGCUUAUGCCUACGACGUCGUGAUGGAAUACUCUUUUGCCAGAAGCGACCAUCAUCUUGAGGCCGCCGACUUCGAACCUUGGAUGCACAACGCUGCGAUCGGCACAAGUUCCCUCGGCCAGAUUGCAAAGAACAUGUACUGGUUCUUCUGGCUCAUUCUGCAUAUCCCAGACUGGUUGGCCAGAAGGCUGGAUGCCAAUGGUGAGUCAAGCUGUCCGAUGUGGUUGGGUGACAUCAACACCCAGAUCGAAAACAUCCGCUCCGGCCUGAAUAGCUCCCACAAGACAGCCUCCCAUCCGACCAUCUUCCACGAAAUUCUGUACAGCUCGUUGCCCGAAGUUGAAAAGCGCACAUCCCGCCUCGCCGACGAGGGAGCCACCGUUGUCAGCGCCGGGACCGUCACCACAGCAUGGACGCUACCUGUCACUGUAUUCCAUCUGCUCUCCAACCCAGAUGUCCUAAGGAAGUUGAAAACAGAACUGUACGACGCGAUCCCGGUCCCGACUAAAUCCACUCCACUGCCCGUGCUUGAACAACUGCCCUACCUCACGGGUGUGAUCCAGGAAGGCCUGCGCCUCAGUUACGGGAUCUGCACGCGACUGGAGCGCAUCGCACCGGACGAAACACUGACAUUCAAGGACGGUGACAAAGUAUGGACAGUACCGCCCGGCACACCGGUGUCCAUGACCUCGGUCCUCAUACACCAGAAUCCAGAUAUCUUUCCGCAGCCAUUCGAGUACCGACCGGAGCGCUGGGUCGAGAACCCGCGGUUGGACAAGUAUCUUGUCGCGUUCUCCAAGGGCAAGAUGCAGUGUUUGGGGAUCAACCUGGCCUACGCAGAACUUUAUGUCAUGUUGGCGAAGCUGUUUCGUAUCUAUGGGAGCCAAGACGUCAAAUUUGAUGGAGACGUCGGCCGGCUGGAGUUGUUCGAGACGACUUUGAAGGACGUCCAGAUCGCGGAAGAUCGAUUCAUUCCCCUGCCACAUCGAGACAGCAAGGGCGUGCGGAUCGUCGUGGAGUGUUUCUAG
Capronia coronata CBS 617.96 is the source of this 1569-nucleotide messenger RNA. RefSeq lists its product as uncharacterized. The coding region runs from base 1 to 1569 and encodes 522 amino acids. Gene Ontology annotation, molecular function: heme binding; iron ion binding; oxidoreductase activity, acting on paired donors, with incorporation or reduction of molecular oxygen. The record is from RefSeq and is a predicted model, not a curated record. The transcript is spliced from 3 exons. Lineage: Eukaryota; Fungi; Ascomycota; Eurotiomycetes; Chaetothyriales; Herpotrichiellaceae.